Solanum dulcamara is the source of this 1334-nucleotide messenger RNA. RefSeq names its product delta(12)-fatty-acid desaturase FAD2-like. Gene Ontology annotation, biological process: lipid metabolic process. The record is from RefSeq and is a predicted model, not a curated record. NCBI's taxonomy places the organism in Eukaryota, Viridiplantae, Streptophyta, Magnoliopsida, Solanales, Solanaceae. Gene Ontology annotation, molecular function: oxidoreductase activity. Bases 26 to 1180 code for a protein of 384 amino acids. The transcript has a single exon.
AUUAAGGGUAAAAAAAAGAUCAAAAAUGGGAGGUGGUGGUAAUAUGUUUAAUCCAACAAGUAUAAGUAAAGAAAAGAAAAAUCCUCUCCAAAGAGUGCCAAUUUCAAAUCCCCCUUUUACAAUUGGUGAUAUCAAGAAGGUCAUCCCUCCUCAUUGCUUUCAUAGAUCUGUCAUUCGUUCCUCCUUCUAUCUUAUUCAGGAUCUCAUAUUUACCUUCAUCUUCUACUACAUUGCCACUACUUACUUCACCGUCUUUCCAUCCCCGUAUUCUUACCUAGCAUGGCCUAUUUACUGGAUCUUUCAAGGUUGUGUUUGCACCGGACUAUGGGUCAUUGCCCAUGAAUGCGGCCACCAUUCCUUCAGUCAGUACAAAUGGUUAAAUGACAUUAUCGGUUUUAUACUCCACUCAGCACUUUUAACACCCUAUUUUUCAUGGAAAUAUAGUCAUCGUCGUCACCACUCCAACACUGCUUCUCUUGAGAAUGAUGAAAACUAUGUACCUAAGUUUAAAUCCAAACUAAAAUGGUACACAAAAUCAUACGUGAAUAAUCCACUAGCGCGAUUAUUAUUACUUGCCUUCACCCUCACUGCUGGCUUGCCUUUGUACUAUGCCAUCAAUAUAGCCGGUAAACCUUAUGAUCGUUUUGCAAGUCAUUAUGAUCCAUAUAGCCCUAUUUACAAUGACCGUGAGAGACUACAAAUUUACAUCUCUGAUGUAGGUGUCAUUGCAACUAUUUAUUUAUUAUAUCGUGUUGCUUUGACACAAGGGCUAACUUGGGUUGUAUGCAUCUAUGGGGUGCCCCUUCUAAUUGUGAAUGGAUUCAUAGUGUUGAUCACUUUAUUACACCACACUCAUGCUUCAUUGCCACAUUAUGAUUCAUCAGAAUGGAAUUGGCUAAGAGGAGCUCUAGCUACUGUAGAUAGAGACUACGGCGUGCUAAAUAAGGUGUUCCAUCAUAUUAUAGAUACUCAUGUUUUACAUCAUUUAUUUUCAACUAUACCACAUUAUCAUGCUAUGGAGGCCACCAACGCCAUCAAGCCACUACUAGGAGAAUACUAUCAAUUUGAUGGAACUCCAUUUUACAAAGCAUUAUGGAGAGAUUUUAAGGAGUGUCAAUAUGUAGACAAAGAUGAAGGAUCUCAAGACACAGGCAUUUUCUGGUAUACAAACAACAUGUAAAAGUGGACCAAUAACUACUUAUUAACUAGAAUUGGCUAAAUGUUUGCCACUUGAGUUGUUGUUAGUAUUUUGGAUUGUGUGUUUUCAUAAUAAUACUGUAUUUGUAUUGUUAGUAGAAACAUUUUUAAGUUAUUGAAAAUAAUGCCUUUUUUAU